AUUUUAAUUUAUGCUAGCUUUCAAGUUCAACUGUCAGCUGUCAAACUGUCAAAAUGUUUCACAGUAUUUUUUAGUUCAGUUAAACAGUUGGUGGAUUUAUGGUUGAACGUGUAAACACAGUCGUGAUCCUAAAUAGUUUGCUUUCGUUCCAUAUUCUUUUCUUUUAACUUACCUGUUUGCAUUUUCUCUCCUUUUUCUUUCAGCAAUUUUUGACGAGUGCAGGCGACAGAAAUCAGCGAAUGCAGAGAGCUGUCGAACAUGUGUUUUCUCCCGUUGUGGACGGUGCCAUGUCGACCUUACUCGGUGUCAUUAUGCUUGCGGGGUCAGACUUCGAUUUUAUCGUCAGGUAUUUCUUUCAUCUGCUGGCUGCACUGAUUGUGAUUGGAACUGUAAAUGGUCUUGUGUUUUUGCCAGUGCUGUUGUCUCUCGCUGGGCCUGGACCCGAGGUUGAAGAAAUGCUUCCUCCAGGAACAGCCUCUUCUGCCGGGUCAAACAGAGAAUUGUUUCCCAGCUCUACUUGUAGACAGAGAACCCCUCCUGCGGAUUCCGAGGUUUGUAUCCUGGAGAGAAUCGCCAGAGAAGAGGAAAGGUCAUCUGGUUCCGGGAGGAGACGUACUCGCCAUAAGAGGGGUCCUCACAAGAGUAACAGCCGGAGUAACAGACGUGCAAAUCGAAGCAGGUCUCCCCCGGUCGAUUCGGAUUCGUCAAGUUCGACCGUGACUCGGGUAACGGCUCGUGCUACGGUCACGGUCGAAGUGCAUACCGAACAAGUCUCCACCGAAAGAGCGGCGUAUCAGAAUUUCCGAGGUGGAGCACAAGUUGGGCCGAUUCAUAACCAAGGGGAGAUAGACGAGGAGGAUUUGCACGUCACGAAUUUGGAGUGCGAUGGCAUAAGAAGAUAGGACAGUGAAACGUCGACUGUUUCCUGACAGUCAUCCAGUGGAAAAUGACGCCUAAAGGUCAAGUAGAGGUACGCGCGAGACGUGCGCGCGAGGGCGCAGAGCGCGCGUGACAUGAGUAACCUGCGUGUUUCCUCGCGAGUUAGUAACAUGGUUACUAUCAAGGACGGAGAAAAGUAAUGGGAAAACGCUCAGUUAUUCAUGAGGUGUUACUUUUGUACAGGAAAAAAAACCCAGUAAAACCGGAUUUUACUGGAUACAGUACUUCUAAACUGUUUACGGACGACAACAGUCUGGUUUGACGUUGUGCAUCUCCAUUCUAAUUUAGAAUCGAAUACGAGGAAUAUUCGAAUUAUUUAUAUCAGUGUACAAAGUUCGAUGUAAUUAUCCAGUUACCAGCCGGCUUGGCCCAUGUUACGUAACACAGUAAACCAGUGUAGAGUUAUUAGGUAAGGGGUUUUAUCACUCUAUUUAUAGUAGGAAAGUAGAAAAGAAGCGGUCUUGGUCGCUGCUCAAGCUACUUUUCGAUUAGAUGUUGGGGGAAAUAGCGCCCUGUUAAUUGGCUACUUUGAUGAUAUUCGUCAGUUGUUAAUUCACUUAAGCACGAGCUCGUAUUUUAACUGUUUCACUCCCAAAGUACUGAAAUGCUCGAGUCUUUGAGUGAGGUUCUGCCUUCUUCGUCUUUAGACGAAACUAGAGUGUAAUCAAUGAAACGAAAGCCAACUAGGGGUACAGUUUGGGUUUAAGUUUUGAGUGUGUAGAUGAAACCCUAGUGUGUGACCAUUCAAAUGAAAGCUAUUGAGCAGUACUUUCAUGUUGAAUUUUCCACCCUUUGGAUGAAACGCCAGUGUGUGGGUAUUCGAGUGAGAUGUAUUAUUUUUGGCAGUGCUGUUUGUUUUGCUGUACAAGGUUGAUGUUGGGAGUGAAACGGUUAAAGAGUUUGGCUCUAUAGCAAAGGGUUCGUGGAAUGAGGUCUUUUAAUGAUCCAAUAAUAGCGAUUCGCCGAGAGAACUGAGCCUGCCAUUUUCAAGAGCGGGGUUGCUAAGCAACAUGGCGUAUCUUAUGACGUCAUGUUUGACAGCUCGGAAGUUUCGUGCUGUGUGAGAAUCAGAAAAUUUUCAGUUGCUGCAAGACUCAGUGUUUGUUUUGUUCGUGCUGGUGUUUCACUGUUAAUCGAAGUACCUUAUGAGGGUAAUUAAGGCUCGAUCUAAAGUUUUGUUUAGCAUAUUUAGAAUGAAGAUUGGAAUAGUCUGCGGUGUGCAUUUAACAGUUCGGCUUGGGUCUGCAAUGUUUUUGGGCUGUCUGUCUGCCCGCUUCCCCUGCCCUCGCCUCCCCCCCCCCCCCUCCCC
Molecule: messenger RNA, 2248 nt
Organism: Orbicella faveolata
Lineage: Eukaryota; Metazoa; Cnidaria; Anthozoa; Scleractinia; Merulinidae
Product: protein patched homolog 1-like
Biological process (GO): negative regulation of smoothened signaling pathway
Cellular component (GO): plasma membrane
Molecular function (GO): hedgehog family protein binding; hedgehog receptor activity; smoothened binding
Source: RefSeq, a predicted model, not a curated record